UACUGUUUGUUGCCUGGUACAGAUCUCAGCGUCACGUGUUAGAGACUCUGCGACAGCAGGAAGCGUACACAUAAUGCGCAGUAGUGUCAACAGCAGGUUUUCCAAUUUUAAAUAACUAUAAGGCAUCUUAACUUAAAAUGGUCUCUCUUGCUUUACCUCUUACCGAUCACUAUGACGAUGUUAACUGGUGUGCCUUUUCUAAUGACUUCUUUGCAUCCUGCUCAUUGGACAAAACAAUUCGUCUUUAUUCAGUCAAAGACUUCUCUGAGUUGCCAUUCUCCCCAUUAAGGGGCCAUGCCUAUGCAGUACACAGUUGUUGUUUUGACUCAUCUGGCAAGUUCUUGGCUUCCUGCUCAACUGAUGGAGUGACCCUACUCUGGAGUCUGGAAACAGGAGAGACGGUGGCAGUCCUAGUACAUCCCGGUCGGAACCCUGUUAGGAUAUGUACUUUUUCUCCUGACUCUUCAUAUCUGGUAUCUGGAUCAGCUGAUGGAACUGUGGCAUUGUGGGAUAUGCACUCAAGAAAGCUUUGCAGAAAAGCAUCCGUUAAAGAAGGCUCAGUUUCAGCAUGUUCCUUUGCAGCAUGUGGUCAGAUGUUUGUAACUGGAUCUACCUAUGGAGACCUUGUUGCCUGGGACUACCAAAUGAAGAUUCUUUACACUGUGAAAACAGCCCAUGACCUUGGAGUGACAUGUUGUCAUUUCUCUCCCCAGAUGUGUAGAAAUUCUGGUAUGGAGAACAAUGUUUCUGAUUUACAUCUGGCUUCAUGUGGUCAAGAUAGUACUGUCAAAAUCUGGAUUGUGUCACAGGAUAGACAUUCAGGUUGCAAAUUUCAGCUUCGUCGCACCCUGAAUAACCAAAGUGCCCCUGUGUUGUCCUGUGCCUUUUCAUCUGAUGGAAAGUGGCUUGUGUCUGGCUCAGUUGAUAAAACAGUGGUAAUUUAUGAUGUGGUUGAAGGAAUUACACUUCAUACAUUAAUCCACCAUGACAGGCAUGUCACAACGUGUGCUUUUUCUCCGAACCUGCCUUUACUUGCUACUGGAUCAAUGGAUAAGACAGUGAAGAUCUGGAAAAUUAAUAAUGGAGAUAGUUCUGAUGCUGAUCUUCAGGUUUCUUCAUAUUUAGACAGAAAGCUGUUAUGUAGAUCUAAGCCCUGCUUUAAACAGUGGACAGAAGACGAAGUGCUUUCCUGGCUACGUGCAGAAGGCUUGAAUGAAGUGAUUGGCACCUUUAAAGCAAACAAUAUAGAUGGCGCAGCACUCCUGAAUUUAAACAGAGAACAUCUUGCAAUGGAUCUUAAAAUAGAAUCCCUGGGACUCCGGAACAAAAUCAUUCAGAAGAUAGAUGAGCUGAGGAUGACACUAGAUUCGUAUUUCAAACAAAUGCCUGAAGAAUUUUUGUGUCCAAUAACACACGAAAUUAUGAAAGAUCCAGUUAUUGCUUCAGAUGGCUUUUCUUACGAGAGGACGGCUAUUGAAAGUUGGAUCAAAACUAAGAAACACUCGAGCCCCAUGACAAAUUUAUCUCUGCUGGAAACUUCUGUGGUUCCUAAUAGGACACUAAAGAUGGCCAUCGAUAGCUGGCUUGAGAGCCAAUCACUGCCCACUCCAUCAGGCACCGCCGCUAAGCUUAGCUGAGGGUUGAGUGCACACCGAGCCGGACUCGGCUCUAUGCGAAUGUGGGAGUCUUAAAGCACUUCAGGGUUCUUACUCUAGCGAAAUGUUGUUAUUGCCACUUUCGUUUUGUUAUCACUUUGUACUGUUGUCAUAAAAUUAGUUCUGAAAAGGUAAGGACCACAAUGGCAGGGGCGCAAUCAGGAGUGAUGAUUAUGCAGUAGGCUCGCAGUAGUCGUAAAUUUACACAAUUGCUUUAUGAAUGGAAUACUCUACACUAUUCAUGCGAUAGGGACACUUAUAGUGACAAAGACAAAGGCGCCAAUGAAGGAAAUCAACGGACUAAACAUAUGAUUAGCAUCGCAAUUCAUGGAGCAAAGUAAGAAAAGGCUAAAUGUAAAGCCACAGGGCAUGAAAGAGGGUCUUAAUGUCUCAAGAUUCUGCGAGUCUUAAAUGUCCGAAUUCUGAAUUUAAAUGUGCUGACGUGAAUUACCAAUUAAAUGCAUUUUCCAAUUUUAGAGAACAUUCUUCAGUCAGUCUUUAUAUAUUGUAUAUUUUUCCUUGGAUUAACAUAUGUGGCCUGUCGUACGUUGUCUUUGUCCAGCAACCGUUGAUCGUUUGAUUUUUAAUCUCACAGUUAAAGCCCCACGGGUACCUAAUGUAGCACUUGAGAAUAACGUCGUCUGCUAUUUGAGUUUCUGUUUGUAGCUCUUCUUGUAUCGUAUUAUUGGACUCCAAUAAAUGAGUGAAUUCAAAA
Messenger RNA from Polypterus senegalus (gray bichir), 2370 nucleotides. It is a transcript of the gene wdsub1, whose product is annotated as WD repeat, sterile alpha motif and U-box domain containing 1. Gene Ontology annotation, biological process: protein ubiquitination. NCBI's taxonomy places the organism in Eukaryota, Metazoa, Chordata, Cladistia, Polypteriformes, Polypteridae. The transcript has 12 exons. Gene Ontology annotation, molecular function: protein binding; ubiquitin-protein transferase activity. Bases 138 to 1637 code for a protein of 499 amino acids. The record is from RefSeq and is a predicted model, not a curated record.